AAUCCUAUGAGGAGCCAAGGGAAAGGGGGGCCCAAUUUGGGGAAAGGUCUGGAAAGGAUCACUCGACGCCGGCAGGGCAAACUGCUGCUUCUCAUUCCAGAAGGAAGCUUACGGCCAGAGACACCUCUUCUGGCUGCAAAGUAUGCAAUCGAAUGCAAUGUCACAGUCAGACACCAUAUGCCCGUGUUUAAGCACUGGAAGGAUUACAAGGACCCAAAUGGAAAUGUCAGAGAUGGGAUCGUCAGGAACUUUGUAGGCAAAGUUGGUAACAUGUUUCAGAUGGCCCUAGAGGCGGUGCCAGUUAGGAAGGCUUGCACAGAAAUGCUGAAACACGCGACUCGCCAACAACGAUAUAGGCUCAAGAAAGAGUAUUUUGAUCCUCAUGCACCCCAUUUGGUGAGGAGAACUUCUCCGGUCCCCUCGAUGACUGAUGACCAGUGGAACGAGCUAGUGGAAAGCUGGAAGGAUCCCAAAAAGACGGGGAUAUCUCAAAUUAACAAAGCUAAUCGAGCUCAAGUUAAGUUCCACCAAACUACUGGAGCGCACAGCUACCCUGUGCACUGUGGAAAUCUGGGAGAAAAAUACAAGGAUGAAGAACCAACAGCAGUGGAUUUGUUCAAGGAGUGCCACUACAGCAAGAAAAAGAAAGGUUACACCAAUGUUGUGCUGGAUGCAAUUACCGAGAUGGAAAAGAAGGUUCCUAAUCCUACAGAAGAUGGUCAGGAAUCGAGCUCUGCAACUGAGGCGGCAACCGAAGCUGUAGCUGAAGUGCUUGCUAAGCACACUAAGAAGCCGAGGUUUCUUCAGCAUGUGGGGAUCCAGCACGUCCAUGCGAGAUCCAGUGCUAUCAACCGUGAACUAGAAUUGGCAGCGCAGAAGAUGAAUGUUGAGCUUCGGGCGUGUGUUGACACCUUGACCAAGAAGUUGAAGGAAUCUGAAGAAGAAAGGGCCAGGCAAGAUGAGGAGUACAGGAAGCGAGACGAGGAGAACAGGAAGAAGCAAGCUGAGAUGGAUGCAAAACUAGACUUAUUGCUAAGUUAGAUGGCAUCAAGAUCAGCUGAAGGGUAAGGUGUUUGUCCAAAAAGCUGCUGGAAGCUAUAUGAAUGUGGGAUAUGCUGGUGGAACCUAGCUUGUUAUUUUGUCAGCCUUUUGUUAUGCAAACUGCAUACUGUUCGAUGCAAACUAGUUGCAUGUUGGUGCUUGAUGGUUAGUGGAUCUUGAGAUGUAGGCUGAAUGCUAUGGUGGAUGUGUCAUGGAGGAGC
Molecule: messenger RNA, 1262 nt
Organism: Triticum aestivum (bread wheat)
Lineage: Eukaryota; Viridiplantae; Streptophyta; Magnoliopsida; Poales; Poaceae
Exons: 5
Coding region: 7-1041 (344 amino acids)
Source: RefSeq, a predicted model, not a curated record